AAAACAAACGAAUUGCACCCAUGGUGCAAUCGCCCAGUUUCAGCCUCGUCGCAUCUCAGCGCAAUAUAACAAGACCCUCUUCAUACUCUUUCUCACUACGUUGUGAAGAAAACUCCUCGUCAAAAAUUAGAUUAUAGUAAACCCGUAUUAUAGUAACGUCUCUAUGCAAGUCAAUUUCAAAGGUAUUCCAGUUCCAGGUAAGUGUGCCCAAAAAUAAGCCACACAACGUUACUCAUGAACAUACUCUAGCAAGUUAGCAAGCGAUGAGCAUACUAUCCUUUAGUAUAGCCGCAAUCCUUCUCAUAUUCGUAACACUCCUCGCGAAAUUUCUUCGCCGCUCCAACGUCGAUAUCGAAGCAAGAGCGGCAUUCGACGAAAAGAGCAUUCCAAGAAUUACGAGCGAAGACGGAACGCUGGGUGCGUUGCCUACCGCGGUCACCGAGUCGAACAUUGCGCGCGACUCCUGGGUCUUGCGCUUGACCCAGCAUGUCUGCGACGAGCGCCAUCGGAGUUGUCACAAUGUGCUAGUGAUCAACGAGGAACUGGAGUACUUCUUCAAUCCUGAGGGCGUCGUGGAAGAGAUGUACGUAAUUCACUACGAAAGCAAGCCAGGCAACGCUACAUCGCGGAGAAGAGCGAUCAAGUAUCGUGUCACGGUAUUUGAGUCUGGGUCUUUGGUGAAUCUUGGAGAUGGCGGGGACAUCAACUGGGACUGGAAGGGCAACUUCGAUCGUACUAGUGCGAAGACGCUGACCUUCAAGCCUUGCGUGAGCGGAGUGAAGUACCAACAGGAUUCGUGGCAGGCGGUAGCUAGCCCUUGAAUAGUGUUUCAGUAUCGCAAUGUCUUCUCCUAAGCCAUAGUUUUGCAUUGAAUGCGCCCGCGCUUGGAUUGAUACUGAGUUCUUUUCUGCGUCUUUUGC
This is a messenger RNA of Paraphaeosphaeria sporulosa, 920 nucleotides long. RefSeq lists its product as uncharacterized. The coding region runs from base 264 to 821 and encodes 185 amino acids. NCBI's taxonomy places the organism in Eukaryota, Fungi, Ascomycota, Dothideomycetes, Pleosporales, Didymosphaeriaceae. The transcript has a single exon. The record is from RefSeq and is a predicted model, not a curated record.